Anastrepha obliqua is the source of this 394-nucleotide messenger RNA. RefSeq lists its product as uncharacterized. The record is from RefSeq and is a predicted model, not a curated record. NCBI's taxonomy places the organism in Eukaryota, Metazoa, Arthropoda, Insecta, Diptera, Tephritidae. The transcript is spliced from 2 exons. The coding region runs from base 26 to 352 and encodes 108 amino acids.
GUUGCGGCAUUGCACCUUGCAUAUAAUGAGAAGCGAGAAUGCACCUAUAAUCAAUGCUGAGAAUUUCUCUACCUGGCGCCGACUAUAUCGGGUGAUAGCGGUGGCUAAUGACAUCCUAAUUAAAGAAGCACAGCUGUGUGAAAACCAUCCAGAAAUUCUUACUCUCAGAUCCGGUAAGAGAAUUGAAAGUGACAGCAAACUAAUACCUUUAAAUGUUUACAUAAGUGACGAAAAUACGGGGAAGAGCCAAAAGCUUGAGUUUUGCCGCUUCCAUAAUUUUACCGAGAAACCAUCCAAUCACCUUUCUAAUAGUUCGACAUUAUCACGAACGAAAUUACCACAAAUUUCAUGAAGCGGUCCUAAACUCAAUUUGUGAACAAUAUUAUACCUAUUU